AUGCCUCGCACAACAGUCGAGGUUACGUCGUUCCCUGUUCCCUCGAAUGCUGCCGCUGGAGCUGCUUCUAUGGGGGCUCCGAAGUUGUUGCCUUCCCAUUAUGGGUAUGAGGCCAAAAUGGACGAUACUGACAGACGCUUUCAGAUGUUUUAUAUUCGGAAUUGGUGUCCCGGUCGCAGUGUGUUGGAAGACACAAACCCGUGGCUAAAGGAUUUCGCCCCCAUGCACAAAAGCCCUGGCGUCCGAUCGGCCAUCCAGAGUCUAGCUGGUAUUUAUAUCUACGACUAUUUGCCCCUAGAUUCCAUUCGCGACAGAGUCAAUCAGCGGUUCUCAGAAGCCGAGCAGCGACUUUCUCAGCUGCUCAACGACUCAACCACCGCCCAGAAUGAAGCGCAAGCCAAUGAAUUCAUUACCAUCGUCGCCAUACUCUCUAUGCAGGAUAUUAUCUUGACAGAACGCCGCCUGAAGAAUCCAUCUUCUCCUCGUUGGCUUCAAGGCUUCCGCCAAGGAGAGAAGUUCCUUCAGGCAACCGAUCAUGGGUCGAGAUUUUGGAAGUUGUCAAACAUGCAAUCAUCGUCGUUGCGAAUCUCGCAGUCCAUCAUUGUUGGCCGAGCAGUCAUCUUGGCCCAACCCAUGUCUCCAUAUCCCCUCCACACAGGUUCAAUGCCCAGCAAGAGGCUACUUGAUUCGAUCGGCUGCUCCCCUGUUCGCCAUACUCUCUAUGCAGGAUAUUAUCUUGACAGAACGCCGCCUGAAGAAUCCAUCUUCUCCUCGUUGGCUUCAAGGCUUCCGCCAAGGAGAGAAGUUCCUUCAGGCAACCGAUCAUGGGUCGAGAUUUUGGAAGUUGUCAAACAUGCAAUCAUCGUCGUUGCGAAUCUCGCAGUCCAUCAUUGUUGGCCGAGCAGUCAUCUUGGCCCAACCCAUGUCUCCAUUGGCCCCUCCACACAGGUUCAAUGCCCGGCAAGAGGCUUCUCGAUUCGAUUGGCUGCUCCAUGGUACGGAUAA
This is a messenger RNA of Metarhizium robertsii ARSEF 23, 1005 nucleotides long. RefSeq lists its product as uncharacterized. Bases 1 to 1005 code for a protein of 334 amino acids. The record is from RefSeq and is a predicted model, not a curated record. Lineage: Eukaryota; Fungi; Ascomycota; Sordariomycetes; Hypocreales; Clavicipitaceae. The transcript is spliced from 4 exons.